UCCGCAAGUCGGCGGGGUGCGAGCGAGAGUCGAGGGGCGGCCGGCGGCAGCCCGGGUCCUGCGCGCUGCUCGCUCUGCGCCUCCGCGGCGACGCCCAGGCGGGGCGGUCCCGGCUGCCGGCUGCGGCGGGGGGCUUUUCCUCUUCCCUCGCAUCUGUGUUCUGAUCGCGAAUUCAUCCAGGGUCCAGGAUGACGAUCCGACACCAAGGCCAGCAGUACAGGCCGAGGAUGGCAUUUCUGCAGAAGAUUGAAGCACUGGUGAAGGACAUGCAGGACCCGGAGACUGGGGUCAAAAUGCAGAACCAGAGGGUCCUGGUCACCAGUGUCCCUCAUGCCAUGACAGGAGGUGAUGUUCUGCAGUGGAUCACUCAGCGGCUUUGGAUCUCCACUCUGGAGGCACAGAACUUGGGCAACUUCAUUGUCAAGUAUGGCUACAUUUACCCUCUGCAAGACCCCAAGAAUCUUGUUCUCAAGCCUGACAGCAGCCUCUACCGAUUCCAGACACCAUAUUUCUGGCCCACCCAGCAGUGGCCAGCUGAAGAUACAGAUUACGCCAUUUAUCUAGCCAAGAGAAAUAUCAAGAAGAAAGGGAUUUUAGAAGAAUAUGAAAAGGAAAAUUAUAAUUUCUUGAACAAAAAAAUUAACUACAAGUGGGACUUUGUCAUUAUGCAGGCCAAAGAGCAGUACAGGACUGGGAAAGAAAGGAACAAGGCUGACAGGUAUGCUCUGGAUUGCCAGGAGAAGGCGUAUUGGCUGGUGCACCGGUGCCCUCCGGGCAUGAACAAUGUGCUGGACUAUGGCCUGGACCGUGUGACCAAUCCGAAUGAAGUGAAGAAACAAACAAUCACUGCUGUCAGAAAAGAGAUCAUGUAUUACCAGCAGGCCUUAAUGCGGUCCACGGUGAAGUCUUCAGUGUCCCUUGGAGGGAUCGUCAAGUAUAGCGAGCAGUUCUCCUCCAACGACGCCAUCAUGUCAGGCUGCCUUCCUAGCAACCCUUGGAUAACAGAUGACACCCAGUUUUGGGACUUAAAUGCCAAGCUGGUGGAAAUCCCGACCAAGAUGCGGGUGGAACGCUGGGCCUUCAACUUCAGUGAACUGAUCCGAGAUCCCAAGGGUCGGCAGAGCUUCCAGUACUUUCUGAAGAAAGAAUUCAGUGGGGAGAAUCUGGGAUUCUGGGAAGCCUGUGAGGAUCUGAAGUAUGGAGAUCAGUCCAAGGUCAAGGAGAAAGCAGAGGAGAUUUACAAACUGUUCCUGGCCCCGGGGGCAAGGCGGUGGAUCAACAUCGAUGGCAAAACCAUGGACAUCACAGUAAAAGGACUGAGGCACCCCCACCGCUAUGUGCUGGACGCAGCGCAGACCCACAUCUACAUGCUCAUGAAGAAAGAUUCUUAUGCUCGCUAUUUAAAGUCCCCGAUCUAUAAGGAAAUGCUGGCCAAAGCUAUCGAGCCCCAGGAAACCACCAAGAGGAGCUCCAGCCUCCCGUUUAUGCGACGUCACCUGCGCUCCAGCCCAAGCCCUGUCAUCCUGAGACAACUGGAAGAGGAAGCCAAAGCUCGAGAAGCAGCCAACACAGUGGACAUCACCCAGCCCGGCCAGCACAUGGCUCCCAGCCCCCACCUGGCCGUGUACACCGGGACCUGCGUGCCGCCCUCUCCUUCUGGCCCCUUCUCCCCGUCCUGCCGCUCCCCCCGGAGGCCCUUCCCUUCACCCAGCCGCUUCAUCCGGCGGCCCAGCAGCACCAUCUGCCCUUCGCCUAUUCAGGUGGCCCUGGAGAGCUCCUCGGGCUCAGAGCCCAAAGGGGAGGCCAGCUGGUCCAGUGCCCACCGUGGGCCCCUGGCUACUGAGGGCAGCGAGGCCUCCACCGACUGCCCUGGGGCUCGCGGCCAUCCCCGGGCCCCCACCAAGGCCCGUGCGGCCCUGUCCUUCAGCAGGUUCCUGAGACGGGGCUGCCUGGCCUCACCUGUCUUCGCCCGGCUCUCCCCCAAGUGCCCUGCUGUGUCCCACGGCAAGGUGCAGCCCCUGGGGGAUGUGGGCCAGCAGCUGCCAAGACUGAAACCCAAGAGAGUGACCAACUUUUUCCAGAUCAAAAUGGACGUGCCUACAGACAUCGGGCCCUUCCUGAUGGACUCGGACGACACAGGGACGGGAGAGACUGGGGCCCGGGACACAGAGAAGGAGGUCAUCUGCCCCUGGGAGAGCCUGGCCUCCGGAAAGGCAGGCUGAGCUGGUGCCCCCGGCCAGGAAGAUGCUCCUGGCAGACUCUUCCAGACAGGGCCACGGGGUGUACUUGCGCCCAAACCAAAGUGCGUUAGGAUGAAGUUGGAGGCUGCUGAGACCAGACGGGACAUGGGGAGGAAUGCGCCGGCUGGCUCCCAAUGGCCACCCCUUCCCUUCCCCUGACUUUCCACUGCUUGGCCAGAAAGGCAUGUGGGCCAGGAGUCCCGUGCUGCCUUAAAAUCAAUAAAAGGGUGAA
Molecule: messenger RNA, 2472 nt
Organism: Chinchilla lanigera (long-tailed chinchilla)
Lineage: Eukaryota; Metazoa; Chordata; Mammalia; Rodentia; Chinchillidae
Gene: Rgs9
Product: regulator of G-protein signaling 9
Exons: 19
Coding region: 189-2222 (677 amino acids)
Biological process (GO): intracellular signal transduction; G protein-coupled receptor signaling pathway; regulation of G protein-coupled receptor signaling pathway
Source: RefSeq, a predicted model, not a curated record